AUGCCGGAAAGUGAGUACACUGUCAUUCACAGUUUUCGAGCUGCACAAAUGAGUGCUGAGUUUCUCUGGUCAGUCACACAUUCACACUUCUGUUAACGCUUAAGUAAGUUUUCUGACGGAUUACCACAGGGGGAACAGCACUGACUGUAGGGAUAAAAAUUACAGAUACACUCAUAAGAUGAUCUAAAUAAACUGCUGUUAACUUUUAAAAAUAUUAUUAAAAAAGCAAAUGAGCCAAAGAAAAAAAAGUUGCUUAUUUUAAUUAAAACAUAAGUUUUUACCUUCAACACUUGUGAACAUAUACAAGUUAAUAAAUAAUCUCCGCCUCCUAUGGCUGCGCAAUUUUAAAUUAUUUAAAUGAUUUGGCCCUGAAAAGUAUAUUCAACAUUUAUAAUAGUUAUGUCAAAAAAUACACCUACUUAUAUCUUAAGAAAUAAAUCUUUAAAUUAUUUUUUCCCCGUGUGACCUAUAAGGAUAAACAGAAUGACCAAUGAAUGAAUGCAUUUAUUUUUUCAUUAGAAGCCAAAAUCUCAUUCAUAUAUUGACGGUAUUAUAUUUUAGUUUUUAUAUUUUUGAGUUAUUGAACAAAUAAAAUUUAAUUAUUUUUCCUAAAUAUGUCAUAAAUUUAUGAUAAUACUCUAUAGGCCUAUAAUAAAAUGUCAAUUUCUAAGAUUUACAAGAAGCUUUAUUCUACUGUAGAUAAAGUUAAAGUCUCUGUUUGUGAUUACAGAUACAUUGGACAAUACAGUACAAAUGUUGAACAUGACUGUUCAGCAUUACAGUUUAAAAUAAAAUAUACUUUCACUCUGCUCUCCCCUUUGGAAAUGUCAACAAUGAACAGUCAGUCUCAUCAGUGUGACGCUCCAUGGUAACCUUAAGAUUGAUGUAUAGAGCUUUUACUCAGUGCCUGUGUUAAUUCCAGUUUCACCAAAGCCUUCAGUGAUAUUCAGUGAGAGGGGGAAAAGGAAGUUACGCAACCUUUCAAUUUACAGUUAGGCGUCAAAACACUGCAGUUAUGUGAGGGAAAUCCCUGCGUCACUCUGGGUAUAAAACACUCAAGAAUGUCUGAGUUCAUCCACAAUCACCAAGAAUCAACAGUCUUGUCCAAGAUGCCACUCAUCAAGCUCUACUUCACUCCUGCACUCCUGCUGCUGAUGCUCAGCUGUCCUCUGUGGCAGCUCAGCCAGUCUCUGCCGAUGAUGAGAAAUGGACCAAUGACCGACUCCUGUGUCUUAUACGGACGAACACUUCUACAGAACAUCACUGUGGCUCUCUCAGAGAAGGAAAUGUUCCAUGCAAUCAACUGCACCGAGCAGAGUGUGGAGCUGAACAUGGAGACUAACACACCAUCUGUGUGUGCACCAAAGGAAUCAACAUGCUCUGGAAUCGCUAAAUCAGAAUUUGAUCAGGAGUCAUGUCUGACAGAGAUUGAGAAGGACCUGCGUCACUACUACAAAUUUCUCACAGCCCAGCCGGACCCUUCUAAGUUACUUGACAAAAUUGUUCUGUCCAGCCUCAGAGAAUUCAUGGAGAACUGCUUCACAUGGUCUCUGUCCGCAGACUUGACCUCAAAGCAGGCUGCUGUAGAGCGUGAUAGCACCUUUGAGGAAAGACUGAACCUCUGCAAAGUGCUGAAGGGAUUCCACAUCCGCACCAUCACAAUCAACAGAGUCAUUGGAUACAUGAACUCUGGUGAACACGCUAAAUAA
Messenger RNA from Seriola aureovittata, 1709 nucleotides. Its product is annotated as interleukin-12 subunit alpha-like. Gene Ontology annotation, cellular component: extracellular region. Gene Ontology annotation, molecular function: interleukin-12 receptor binding; growth factor activity. The record is from RefSeq and is a predicted model, not a curated record. Bases 1062 to 1709 code for a protein of 215 amino acids. Gene Ontology annotation, biological process: immune response. NCBI's taxonomy places the organism in Eukaryota, Metazoa, Chordata, Actinopteri, Carangiformes, Carangidae. The transcript is spliced from 7 exons.